This is a messenger RNA of Grammomys surdaster, 1097 nucleotides long. Its product is annotated as olfactory receptor 1052-like. The record is from RefSeq and is a predicted model, not a curated record. Lineage: Eukaryota; Metazoa; Chordata; Mammalia; Rodentia; Muridae. Gene Ontology annotation, biological process: G protein-coupled receptor signaling pathway; sensory perception of smell. The transcript has a single exon. Gene Ontology annotation, molecular function: odorant binding; G protein-coupled receptor activity; olfactory receptor activity. Gene Ontology annotation, cellular component: membrane. Bases 86 to 1024 code for a protein of 312 amino acids.
CUCUCAGAUCCUGGAGGAAGUAUUUUUAGGUAUUUAUUUUUUAUUUACAUCUCGUGAAAAGAAGGAGCUGUAGACCACUGAAAGCAUGAGAGAUUGGAAUCAUACAGGUGUGAAGGAAUUCAUACUCAUUGGCUUAACAGAUAAUUCUAAUUAUCAGGUUCCACUCCUUUUGCUUUUUAGCAUAGUGUAUCUCAUCGUUCUUGUGGGUAAUUGGGGGAUGAUUAUCUUGAUCUGGUUGAAUGCCCACCUUCAUACCCCAAUGUACUUCUUCCUUAGUAACCUCUCUUUCUGUGACAUCUGUUACUCUACUGUCAUUGCUCCUAAAAUGCUCAUCAAUUUUCUAUCAGAACACAAAUCUAGCACAUUUUUUGGCUGUGUUCUUCAGAGUUUCUUUUUUGCAGUGUAUGUAACCACAGAAGGUAUUCUCCUGUCUAUGAUGGCUUAUGAUCGCUAUGUGGCAAUUGCAAACCCAUUAAUGUAUACAGUUAUUAUGACCCACAGCAUCUGCAGUCAGAUGGUUCUUGCAUGUUAUUUAGGUGGCCUCAUUAAUUCCCUGACUCACACAAUAGGUUUACUCAGACUGGACUUCUGUGGUCCCAACAUUGUGAAUCACUUCUUCUGUGACAUCCCUCCUCUUUUGAAGCUUUCAUGUUCUGAUGCACACAUCAAUGAAAUGCUGCUUUUGGUCUUCUCUGGCGUGAUUGCUAUUUUCACUUUCAUCAUUGUCAUGGUUUCCUAUAUCCAAAUUAUCAUUGCCAUCCUGAGAAUCCGCUCAACUGAGGGGAGACGUAAAGCCUUCUCCACUUGUGCCUCACAUCUGACAGCUGUGACAUUAUUUUACGGUUCUGUGACAUUUAGCUAUAUCCAGCCAAGUUCUCAGUACUCCAUGGAACAGGAAAAAGUCUCUGCUGUGUUUUACACCUUGGUCAUCCCCAUGCUGAACCCUCUGAUUUACAGCCUGAGGAACAAAGAUGUGAAAGAAGCAGCCAAGAGAUUGAUUUGUAGGGAGAGGAACACCUGUUGAAUAUGUCACUUCUCUGGCUUCGAAAGCUUGAUGUGAGUUUUUAAAGUGAUAUAGUUAGAAUUUAUUUGUUUUU